Messenger RNA from Mya arenaria, 14084 nucleotides. RefSeq lists its product as uncharacterized. Gene Ontology annotation, biological process: protein phosphorylation. Lineage: Eukaryota; Metazoa; Mollusca; Bivalvia; Myida; Myidae. The record is from RefSeq and is a predicted model, not a curated record. Bases 327 to 8096 code for a protein of 2589 amino acids. Gene Ontology annotation, molecular function: ATP binding; protein binding; protein kinase activity. The transcript is spliced from 25 exons.
AUUGUUUCCAUGCUUUAAUGGAUUUUAGAUAAAACUGAUUUCUAGAACGAAACAUGAAUGACAUAUUGAAAUAAUUCUGAUGCUUGUUAUCUCUUGAUCCUGUCUACAGUUAGCAAUCAGUAAAGGUUUUAACAUAAGUGUAAUUACGUGCAGAAGGGAAAAACAAGAGAGCCAGUGUUUGAACAAAAAGGCGCUAGAAUCAACGUUCAGUUUUGAGCACACCUGUUUACUUCCCCUUACUGCAAAUAUGGAACUAACCAGGUUUCAACGUCGGGGUAGGACAGAAGCUCGACAUCUGUGGUUAUGCAUGCCCUCCUGACAGCAAAAUGCCAGAGAAUCCAAACGUCGACCAGGACAUUGACGGUUUCUAUGGUAACAACAUUACCAUGGCAACCGCUUCAAACACAAAUGCCAACGCCCGAAGACAGGGCGGGCAGGGGGUCCCAAGGGUGUCGUCUGCUGGUUUGCAGUAUUACGACAUCGCCACGCAACUGCUUGGGAAGAAAGGGUCGGAUUUGGAAGAAUUGUUCAUUGCUGCAGCCCGAGAUGGGGUUUACGAGCGGAUAGAGAAUUUCCUACAGAGGAACCGUAUGGAGUAUGUGGUCAGUAUUGAUGUUAAAGACAAGAAAACAGGGAAUACUCCACUCAUAUGGGCUGCCAAGAGGGGACAUGCAAAGAUUGUUCAACUGUUGCUGCGUCACGGGGCAGACGUCACACUCAGGAACUACGAGGGUCAUACGGCAGUUGAGGUCGCAUCCAACGCUAUACGUUCCAUUCUUCUGGACUCAGUAGAGCGAUCAACCGAGGCCUCUCACCAAGUUUUACUGCAAGCAGCUUGGCAGGGAGAUCUCAAAGUUAUUAAUAGACUGUUGAGCCAAAAGAAGGUUUUAGACAUCAACUGCCAGAAUGCCGAGGGUUAUACGCCUGUGAUGCUUGCUACCCGUGAUAUGCACUUCUUUGAACGACAUGCUGUUCAGAUGUCACGACCCUAUAAUCCUGCUGAAGUUGUGGCUGAACUGCUGAAUGCAAGAGCUGACCUACAUGCUCCAGACGGAGACGGCAAAACGUGUCUACAUCACGCCUGUUCUUCUAAGGCCUUGAUUGCUCAUUCUGUGGUGGCAACUAUCAUAUCUGGAGGCCCAGAUAUGGAGCAGAAGGACAAGCGUUGUUUUGCCCCGCUCCACUGUGCCUCUCUGACAGGGAACGCUGACUGCCUAUCAAGGUUACUGGACGGAGGAUCGGAGGUCAACUCACGGGGGUUCGCAGGGGCCACAGCGCUUCAUAUUACAUCCUAUAACAACCACGAGAAAGCCACUGACGUCCUACUGGAGCACGGUGCCAACGUGAUGCUGACUGACGACCGCGGGCUCAAUCCUCUAGACUUUGCCAAAACACGGAAAAUGAAGAAAAAGCUCAAAGACGCGUGGGCUGAGGCAUCUACCAAUAAGUCUACGACGAGUUUAGGUCCAAUACGGGCUCAAAGUCGGGAAGAUUUGAGGUCAUCUGUGGAAGAUCUUACGAAGAGAAAGAAGGGGGAAGUAAUCUUUGAGGGACUGCCAAGUAACCCAUUCAGUGAUUCAAAUAAAAAGGACACAAUUGCAAUUUUAGGUGCCGGCAUUGUUCUUGAGGAGAUCUAUAGAAUUGAUUCCAAGGGCCUUACUCGCCAUCUCAGCCUGAAAGAGAAGAAUGGACAGGAGGAUGACCAAAAACAGGCGUAUACAAGAGACAGCGUUCGUAAGCUGGGUCAAGUUCGAAGCCAGCAGAAGCCAUCGCCACUGCCGCGUAGGAAAUCUCGCAGUACAGAGAGACUUCCAAUGAUAAGCCCUGAUAGGCUGGGCUCAGACAGAAAUCUGGAGUCACCAAUCAUGUUCAACAGAAACGCUCGUGCUAGGAGGUCCUUUGAGGAUAGGAGGGGUCGUAACAGAAGGGCCCCCAUAUCAACCCGAGAGGAUGAAGAGAUACAUGAGCCCAUGACCCCAGGGGCUCCCUCCCCCACCCCCUCCCAUCGUCGGAGUGAGUCUGACCCCAACAGGGGCAAUCCUAAUCUUGGGGACAUUGCGGCAGGGUGUGAACCCUAUCUUCUUACACAGAGGAAAGAUAAUGAAUAUAAAUCAGGGCGCUCCUUUUCUGUGACUUCUAACCCCUCUAAUGACCCCACCCCGCUACCAGACAGAUUUACCCCCCCUGGGAUUGGUGAAUACUCUCCCCCGCAAAGAGAAGUAACUUUCAACCUCCAAAGAGAAAGUACUCUUGCAAGCCUACAAAGGGAGGCCACUCUAUUGAGCAUGGCAGAUAGUAGAAUGUCGAAUAACUCUAACUCUCCAAGGCUUCUAAACCUUGGUCAGAUGCUGAGCAAGUCCCGUACCCCCGUUCAGCCCCUGUAUGGCCCCACCUCCAACAAGGUGAUCCCGCCUACCCCCACUUUCCUCACCCAGAAGGCUUACUCAAAUCUUGAGGAUGUUACCUCCCCUAGAUCUGAUGAGGACAGUGAUAUUUACAAGGAUCGUCUAGGCCAGCCUUAUGAACUCUCAAGAUCAAGGACAUUCUUCAAAGAUGAAUUCAUUCUUGAGGAGAGUCGACCUAAGGACCCAUUUAUCAGGUCAUCUUCAGGGAGUGAUACAUUGUCUUCAAGCGGAAGUAGCCAUUUGUCGUCUUCAUCGACAGAUUCACCAAUGACCUUGAAAGGAAAAGGGGCAAAGUAUUUGAAAACAAACUCUGUGAAAGCCAAUCAACAAGUGACUGGUAAAAAGACAGAUAAUGCUGGUGGGGCUAAUAGUGAUUCUGGGGUCAAGGUCAAUGAGAAAAAGACUCAAAAUGGACCUCAAGGUCAAGGGUUAAAGGUCAAUGGAAGUGGUAUGCAAGACAGUAGAAACUCUCCUGUGAUAAAUUCUAAAACGAACGGCAAUGCAAUGGCAAGCAAUACCUCAGUCUUACAUUCCAUGGCAACAAGAAAUGCAUCAGUGGUAACUGCUAACAACGGCAAUGCAAAAAAUGCCAACAAUAAAAAUGGUGCUACUAAAAGUGGUCAAUCAGGUGGAUUUAUUGUGGUUCAUAGUGAGUUUUCAGACAUAAGAAGUGAAAGCGAAAAGAAAAGGGACAAAAUGUUUAGUAGGAAUACGGAAAGAAAUGAUGAAGUCAAAAGCGUGGGUGAAGCAUGUCCAGAUAAAUUGAAUAACAAUGUUACAGAGAAGCAGAAUGAAUCUCCAAAGAGUGGUAUAAAUGGACCUAAUAAGGCAAGUGAGAAUGGUGCUGCUAAGGGAGAGUCUAAACCUGCUCAAGUAUCUAACGCAAAGAAAAAGGCUCAAGCAAAAAUGCAGAAUGUCCUUCAAGUGGUUCCUACAAAACUGACUCAAAAUAUUGUACGGACCGCCCCUAAAGCAGUCAAAGAAAACAAAGCUGAGACAAAGACAGUUUCAAAUAAGGUAAAUGCAAAACCAACAGGAACACAAGGUGUUAAAAAUGUAAAUAUGCAAUUGUCUCCUUCUGCUCAAGUUGUUAACAGAGUUGCAGGUCAAGCAAAUGCUGCAAGUGAUAAGGCUGAUGACUCUCCAACAAAAGAUAAAGAAAACAUAACAGACAAUAAACAGAUGGUUUCUCAGGUUUCCGGUCAAGCUGGUGAAACAGAUAAAAAGGACAAUGCCAAUACACAGAAUGUGAAGAAAAACAAUGUAAAUGUUAUUGGUAAAACCAAUACAGCAGACAGUUCAAGAAUGGCUCAAAAUGAUAAUCGCCUAGGUGCACAAUCAAGAAAUUCAGGCUUUUCUGUGCCAAAGAGUACAACACCAGUGCAGAAACCAACAGCGGGUAAUGUGCGUAAAACAAACUCAAGUUACACACAAAGGGUUCAGACAAACAAUCCUUCAAGCUCAACAUUAGAAAAAAGUAUGUCUGAAGCUAAAUUAACUCUUAACACUUCUGUUGCGAAUGCCACUGCAACAAAAGCUGCUGAUGCUGCUUCAGCAAGCAGUUUAAAACCACAAAAGUCUUCAUCUCCAACAGAUCUUGUUCCGCCAUCAGUAUGUAAAACAACUUCAGUUUUAAAGUCUUAUAACAUGUCUUCAAAUCAGCCAACAGUUACAAAAUCCCCUAGUAGUGGAUCAUUAUCAUCAGAGUCAACAAAUGUAACAAAAUCGACUGCCUCACCAACAACAACAACAACAGAUUCUAAUAAGGCAAAAACAACGAAACAUUCAGUACUGUCUAAGUCAGUUUCUGAGCCAAUUCAAGCUAAAGCAAGCAACAGUAAAGUGUCAAAUUCAGGUAUAAGUGUCAGUAAGAGUAUAUCCCAGAUGCCUUGUGUAGGAACAGUUACUUCUACAAGAGGAAUUCAAAAAUCUCCAUCCAUGUCAAAUGUAGAGGAAGCUAAACCGAAUAAACUAAUGUCAUCUUCAGACACCAGAAUUCAGAAGGAUUCUAUUUCAAACAAAAAACAAAGGCCAGCUAGUGAUGGAUCUGUAGUUGUUGCUACAAAAGAGGAGGACAAUCUUAAUCCAAAUGGUGUAACCCCAUUGGUUGACAUACUACCAGAGGGCCUUGCUAAGAUUAAUAGGAGGAAUUACAUUGAUAUUAAUAAUCCUAUUACUACACCCGUGAUUGUUAACCCCUUUGAAGAACUGGAACAAAAUAGAGAAAAAGAAAACAUGCAAAAACUUGGUGCAAGAGCUGUAACAGCAACUGAAUUUGGUUUUAUCAUAGACAAACCGGCAAUGGAAAGAUCUAAGACACAAGCUUCAUUAAAGAGUAGAGGUAAUAAAGGUACUAAGAGAUCUAGUAAUAAACCAUCAUCUGCUCAGAGCAGAGGGGCAAGUGCAAGGAAGAAGAGAUCUAAAAGUAAAGAACCCGGAAACAAAUCGGACAAUGAAAACUCAAGACCUAAGAGUGGCAAAAGUGGAAAGAGAGUCAGAUCUGGAAAAAGAAAGAGGAAAGUUCCUGGUGAUAAUCUUGGCAAGCAAAAUGAGCAGGAUGAUGUGGCUCUUAUAGGCGGAAUUGGUUGGCAGAUUGCUACUUCAUGUAUUGAUAAGUCAGAUGCUGACGCAGUUAUGGUUAGUGCAAUUGAUUCAAGUGAGUCAGAUUCUGAGCUCACUGAAGUUGUUCCAAGUACAAAUCCUUUAAAAAUUGAUAUACCAAUAGAUCAUCUUGUCAUUCCAAAUGCAAUAGAAACACCAUCUUCUGUAUACUCACCACGAUUUAAAGAAGUACCCUCAGAAAGGCAUGAAAAAGAGCUUGCAUUCGUAGACAAUGAUGGUUAUAGACCUAUGAACCUGGAUAUGACCCAAAAGAGUGUCAGUAGUCAGAAUAGAUCUGGAGUUAUUGUUGGAAAAGAUAUGCCUGAAGACAUUGGAGAUUUCUUGUCGUAUCUGAAACAUGAAGACAAUGAAGUGUUUGCUGAAGAUGAGGCGGAAUAUUAUAUUGAUGAUGAUUACAGUGAGUAUACUCAAGGAAACGGUAUGGAUGAUGAUGAUGAUGAUGAUGUUGAUACUGAUGAUGAUGAGAAUAUAGCUCACAGAGUACAAUUCUUUCAUGAUCUAACCCCAAUACCUGAAUCACCAUCACUUAGUAAUACAUUGACUUCUAUUCAGAAGACAACUGCUGCUAUUCACAACUUUGACAAGACCACUAAAGAUCAUGAACUUAACAAGUUGUUAGGUGAAACACCUAGAGAUAAAACUAGUAGUAAGGAUACAAGUUCUACUAAAACGGACAAGAGCAGUGCAGGCUCUCUUAAAACUAAUUCAUUGAGAAAUAGUGGAAACACCAUCAGGUCAUCACAAAAAGAUUCACAGAAAUCUCCAAUUACUAGCGCAGCUCAGGCUAAGAAUCAGCAGAUAAGAAAUUCGUCCUCCAAGUCACAGACAUCUAGAACAUCAAGUCUCAGUGCUGAAAUCAAGGAAAGGGCUAAUAGAGCAAUGUCAAAGUCUCUCAACUCUCCUAAGGCUAACAUAGGAGAAGUUAAAAGUAUGAGUAAGACGUAUACUGGUGCUACAAACAAUUCAGCAAGUUUAAGAAAAAGUGGCUCUAAAGAAAAGCUAAGUAAAAGUCAAGAUCUCACAAGAUCAACGAGUGUAGAAAGUAAUGAGUCAAAGCAAGGUGGAGGUGAUACAGCUGACAAUGUGCAAACUAAGGAAAGAAUUGACAGUAAGGUUAUGGACUUAAAGAAGUUAUUAGCAGAUAAAAUGCAGACUACCCAGAAACUGUUGGAAGACUCUGCUCCUUACAGUUCGUAUAAGAGAAAGCAGAGUGAAGAAAACUCUGAAGGACUUGAUAGAGAAGGAAGUGAAAUCAAACUUAAUAUUCAACCUUUGACUGAAGAGAACUUGAAAGCUUUGACUUCUAGAACUGAUGAAGAUGCUAAAUCCACAAGAAGUUCCAGGAAAGAAAGGAAGUUCUCUGAGACUAAGAAUGAAACAAGAGAUGAUGAUAUGAAAGAAGCAAUUGAUGAGAUACUAAGUAACACUUUUCCCUCUUCUAAAGGGACACUUAAAGCACACAUGUCAAUGCGAAGUGCUAGUAGUACACUGACUGAGGCUGAUAGAAAAGUUCUUGCUAAAAUGGUAAAAGAAAACCAAGAAUCUCCUUUCCACGCUAAACAACAAGUAAGAAUAUCUAGCUCAUAUGAUGAAUCUGUGACUUUAAACAAAGACAAUCCUGAGCUAAUGAAAAGAUUUCAUGCAGAUAAUUAUAAGGUAGGUCAGAAGGUACAUGCCAUGGUUGAAGCUGGAGCUGACAAGGGUAAAGUCAAAGCAAUGCUGAAUGUGGACAAUGAAGCUAAACAACUGGCUAGAAUUAUGAACAGUUUUAAACAAAUGGAACUCUAUGCAGGAACGAGUAACAAUAAGUCGUCAAAGAGAGAAACACCAAGAAGAGAUGGAGACCACAUGUUCAGAAGUUUGUCCAAGUUUGACCAGCACUUGUCAGGAGCGGGACACCACCACUCGGGCAUGCCACCGAGGCCAGGGUCGGCAGGUGCUGGUAGGCACCGUCCUGGGAAGUUUACAGAAAUCAAGGGAGGCAAAUCUGCUACCACUGAGACGAGAGAGAGGCUGAGCAGUCCAGUAAAUGUCCCAAAGGACCUGGCGGAUGAGUUUGCGCGCAGCCCAUAUGUCCGUGUGAGCAGUCAGGAAGAUGAUGCCAUAGAUGAGCUGGCUAAAGUGAUCAAAGUAUCCUCUCAUGAUAGUGAGGAGGACCACCUGAGUAUAGCAGACAGCGAUCACGAGCGUGCGGACAGUGCGUGUACGACACUGAGUUCCCAUUCCUCAUUUAUGGAGGAGACAAUACAGUGGAAGAAAGGCAACGUCCUUGGAAAGGGAGCAUUUGGCACUGUAUGGUGUGGGUUAACCAGCGAAGGUCAGCUAAUAGCGGUGAAGCAGAUCGAACUUAACACAGCGAGUCAACAGAAGGCGAUGAAAGAGUAUGAGAAAGUCCAGGAAGAGGUCGAACUGCUUAAAACGCUUGAACAUAAGAAUAUUGUUGGUUACCUGGGCACAAGCUUAGAGGACAGCAUCGUGAGCAUCUUUAUGCAGUUUGUACCGGGCGGUUCGAUCGCGAGUAUUCUUGCAAGGUUUGGGGCUUUGGACGAGGCUGUAUUCCGUAAAUACACGAGACAGAUAUUGGAAGGUGUUGAAUAUCUGCAUCAGAAUGAUGUCAUUCAUAGGGACAUCAAGGGAGGUAACGUGAUGCUUAUGCCCAACGGAGUUAUCAAACUUAUCGACUUUGGCUGUGCAAAGCGUCUCUGUAUAAACCUCAGUAUGGGACAGUCGCAGAUCCUCAAAUCGAUGAAGGGGACCCCAUAUUGGAUGGCACCAGAGGUCGUCAAUGAAACCGGGCAUGGGAAAAAGUCGGACAUCUGGAGUGUUGGAUGUACAGUGUUCGAGAUGGCGACCCGUAAACCCCCGUGGGCCGAUAUGAACCCCAUGGCGGCCAUAUUUGCGAUAGGGUCAAACAAGCCUGUUCCCGAGUUACCCGACAGAUUCACUGAAGAAGCCCGCAACUUUGUUACCCUCUGCUUAACCAAAGACCAGUCAAAAAGGCUCUCGGCCUCCGAGUUGCUCAGCGGAACAUUCCUGAAGAGACGAUCGAAAAAGACCUCAGUCUGCUGACCUGUAAAAGAGGCAAAGUCGUUCGACAUUGCUGGAUCUUAGAUUUAUGCCUAUAGAGCAAAUGACAGUUCAGUGUGAAAAUGCUGAUCAAGUUUAUAACAGCUAGUAUCAGUAUAGAAGUCGUUUGUGGGAUCGACAUAAAAGACUUUAAAUAGCUGCAGAAUUUCAACAUCACCUACUUUGCAUUGAGGAGUUUCGAUUGUUUUUUUACAACCGCGUUAACUCUAUCCUUCAGACAGACAGACUGAGUGCUAUUGCACCAUUUAACCACAUAAUGGAUUUAUUGGUAGGCGUCUCGUUAAGUGAAGAUGAACCUAGUGACAUUCCCUCAUUGACCUGGCGGUUUUUAAAGGUUAUCAUUUUGGCAAUCGAAAGAGUGACAUCUUUUCUGCAAACUUAAUGUUCCAAAUUUCGAAAAAUUAUCUUAUUUUAGACCAGCUGUGGAGUAGAUAGUUAAAAUGCACAUAAGCAGUUAAAGCUCAGGGAUUGCAUUGUUCAGGAGAAACCGACACCUGCGUACAGGUGUUUGAUUUAGAAGUUUGAAGAAAGAUGCACAAUAUUGUCAUCAAAGUAUUGGGUCAGAUUGCAUGACAGGUUGCUAUUGUGAACACCAAAAGUUAAAGCAAUACUUUAGGCACCCACGACCCAGAUUAAAUGAGAUUAUUCUCAAGCUCUUAAAGCUGCACUCUCACAGAUUUACCGUUUUUACAACUUUUUAAUUUUUUGUCUUGGAAUGAGCAAAUUUUUGCUUAAAUAUCUGCAAACCAAUGAUAUAAGAUUGCUGACAAAAAAUCAGAUCGUAGAUUUUAAUAUUUCCGAUAAAAAAUUAAUGUUUUAUGGCUUAAACCAUUACUUAUGGUUUAAAAAAAAUGCAUAAACAUCAAUUUUUGAACUUAAAUAUAAAAAUCUGCGAUCUAAGUUUCUGUCAGCAGUCUUUUAUGUCUGGUGUCCAUGGAUUUUUGGCAAAGAUUGUCUUGUUCCAAGACCAAAAAUAAAAAUGUUGUCAAAACGUUCAAUCUGUGAGAGUGCAGCUUUAUGGGAGAGUGUAUUAUUUCAAUAACAAGGGUUGUGAGUGACUUUAACUGUUGUAUAUUAUGUUGUCGAGGACAACCAUGUUGUCUAGGACAACAUUCGAUAAAAAGCAUGCGAUAUAAGUGAAUAGCAUUGUAAUUUAUAUGCCAGGUAGAUAUUGAAUGGUUAGGCCCAUUUUACUUAAAUCCGUUCCAAUAUGAAGGUUAAUGUGUAGACAAAAAGCAAAUAAAUCCUCUUAAACAUGGUACAAAAAUAAAAAUUGAAGCAAAAUGGAAACAGCGAGCUAGAAAAAGUGGAAAAAGGAAAAAAAAUCCUUUGAUUAUUUUUACUCAAGACUUAUUGUAUUGCUCAUGCUAAAAUGGACACAUUUAUGAAUAGAAAUUGAUUUAGAGUUAUUUUACCUAUUUUUAUAAAUAAGCAUUAAACACCAACUGGCAGAGACUUGUUUGAACAGAAUUUUGUAAAACCAAGCUUAAAUUGAAUUAAUUUUCAGUAACGUUAUUUUUAAAAUGCUUUUCAACAAAAUAGAGAAUUUAAUAUAAUAUUUUUUAAAUAUAUAUUAUCAAUAAGUAUUAUCUAAUCUUUUGAUACUGUUUUAUCACUGAAUCAAGCAUUUUCUUCAUUUUUCACACGAAAUCAUAUUUUUGAUGUCUGACCCUAUGCAACGUGAAUGAGUCAAAGAUUGCCUAUGACAGUAAAACUAAGCAAUUAAAAUUGUCAAUAAUUGUUACGGUCUUUUGUUAGACAUUAAAUGUCAUACUGAUUAGACAAUUAAGCUUUCUACAAGUAAAUACAAAUUGUUUUCUAUGCAAGUCAUAUACUAUGACAUCGCCGUUUAAUCGUAUAAUGUUGGAGCCAAGCCAUGAUAGGCUUUGUGAUACUGCUGAAAGACAUUAAAUAGCGUAUUGUUAUUCGAUCGUAAUGGUUGUCAAAUUAAAGAAAAUAAACAUAAUUUUCUUUAAAUAUGAUGCAGUUCUUUAACCUUUGUAAUGGAUGUCAAAAUUCGCCAUUGUUAGCCAGACUAGAAAACUGCAAGCGUAUGCCUAUUUUAAUAAUUUUGCAUAAUUCUUCUGUAUUCUUAUUUGCUUAAGGGCCCAUAGAUCUAAAAUUUGUUUGAGUUUACAACAUGAUUAACGACCUAGUUUUUAACUUUAAAACUUGUAAUAUUUUAUCAUAUGCUAGCAUAAUUAUAUAUAAACAAAUACAUAUGAAACAGUUGUCUCAAAUUUUGCGAGAGAUACAAGUGUUUCCAUUAAAAUUCCAGAGCAGUGAACUAAAAGUUAACAAUAAGUACAUUAACAUCGUUGUUAACUAUAAUGAGGGUCUGAACAAUCGACCCUAAGAAACUGAAAGCCCUUAGCAGGUCCUUAUUUUAUUUUAAAUUUUUGCUUUUGGGUUUAAUUUCAAAAGAAUAUUUUUUCAAAUAUAUUAACAAUCUUUGUGAAAAUGCAUUUAGGAUGUACAUGCAAUUUCGCAUGGGUUGCAUGUAUAAACAAUCAUAUAAGAUUUCAUGAGUUUUCAAAUAUGUAAUGUAUCAUAUAUAGAUCAAUGCAAUAAAAUCACUUAGACAGUUAUAUCAUAAACAGGCCCCUCAAUUUCUCGGAAGAUCUUAAGUGUCAAGCCGAAUUUCUUACUUAACGUUACUAAAUUAGAAUUAGUCAAUUGAGAUUAUCAUUAAGAUAAUUAAUUUCCUUGUAAAGUCCUUAAACUCUUAAGAAUACAAACAUUACGUGAAUUUUACCAAAACAAAAUUAGUUAGCUUAGUUUAAUCAUGUUAUAAGGGGCUUAAAAUGUUUCGAGAAAUUGGGCCUUUUAAUGUAUAAUCACGUAAUCCUUCCAAUAAGAUAAAUAAUGUUUUGUGAAAAAAUUAAAUAUUAUAUUUGUAUCACUGUGCUUGUGAAAGUUUUUGCAAAAUAAUAUUGGGCCAAUUGGUAAGAACUUUGUUAAAGUUAGCAUCUUCGUUAAUGUCACUAUUGUUAACUUUUAAAUCGUUACUGCUCUGGAAGUUAAAUGUAUACACUUGUAAUAUGCAGUAUUUCUAACAUGACUUGAGACAAAUACUUUAGAUGUACUUGUUUUACUUAAAUAUCUGUGCACAUCAUCAAAUAUUUUACACUUAAAAGUUAACAACAAUCUCGUUAAUCAUGUCGUUAACUUUAACAAAGCUCUGAAGAAAUGGUCCAAUGUUAUAUAAAUUUAGAUGUUUAUGGUUCAAUUUGAAAUUAUAUCAUAAAUGAUGUUGCCAUCAUUAUUAUAAAUGUGCCCAACUAUUAUAUUAAUGAUGUUUUAUGUUUGUAACGCUAUAAAUCAUCAAAUUAGUGAUUUUUUCUAUAAAUAACGGUAUACUAUUACUUUCAUGGACAUUCAUUAGAAAAUUUAUUAAACUUGUUUACCAAUAUUGAUGAAAACUCGCCAAGCCUGAUUUUUAUCAGUUCUAAAUUAUUAAUUUUACUAAAUUACGUUAUGAAUGUCACUACUCAUGUCAAACCGUCUAUGUAUAUCAUUUGUAAAUAAGUGAAUUUGUGAUAAUGCUUUUAAGAUGAAGUUGAAAAAUGUGAGACAAUACUAAAUAAUGUUCCAAGUUAAAAAAAUAUUUCCAAACUUUUAGUUAUGUAUUAAGUAGAUAAUUUGUGUAUAUUACUCAUCUUUUCUUGAAUACUUUUUUUCAAUAAUUUAAAAGUUGUACAAUUUGUGUAUUGAUUUGUUUUAUGGAUGAUUUGAUGCUGUUAAAUUUUCAUAAAACCAAUAUCGGUUUGAAAAGUGCUUUUUAGAAAAGCAAACUUACUUUUUAUGCGUUUUUACAGAGAUUUAGAGAUAUUUAUUUGUAAGAAAUAUAUUUUGAAAUAAUGACAUUCAUUAACUCAAUUAGUGCCAAAUGUUUUAAAUCAGAUGUUUAUUUCAAUGCUAAAUUCUUAUUAUGUUUUUUUCUAUGUUGUUGUAAAUGCUUCAGUGUUUAAAUGCUUAAAUGAUAUUCUAAGCUAAAUGCUUAUAUGUUUUAUUACUUAUGAUGUUGUUGAAAUGCUUAUAUCUUUAUUUCUAAGCUAAAUGCUUAUGGUUUAUUUCUAAGCUAAUUGCAUACAUGUUUAUUUCUAAGCUAAAUACUUUAGUAUUUAUUUUUAAUCUAAAUUUGGAAGUGUUUAUUGCUAAGCUAAAUGCAUAAGUGUUUAUUUCUAAGCUAAAUGCUUAAUGGUUUAUUUUUAAGCUUAAAUGCUUAUAUGUUCAUUUCUAUAUCGAUGAAAGGCUUAGGUAUAUAUUUCUAAGCAAAAUGCUUAAUACAGGUUUAGAUGUACAUGUAGUGUGUUGUAUGUAAUAAAAUCUGUGUAUAUAUUGUGGGAAUUAAGGGGCAUUUUUACAUUGAACAUGUAUUAACAUACAUUUGUAACAAUAUGUAUAUAUAAAUUUUAAUGUCAUUGAUAUGAAUCAUCCUAUUUUAUGACCUCCUGUUUUGUUCCUUGUCCGCUGUUGCCGUUUAUUUCUUUAAUAUUGAAAUCAUUGUGUUCAUUUAGCCUGUUGAAAAUUUGAUAGUUUAGUUAAAGAUUCCUUUCAUGUCCUGUUCCAUAUUCAAGUGACCUGGAUGAAAUCUUCCUUUUUCAUGCAUGUACAUUUUUAAAUGAUUUGAAAUUUUUAGACUUUAAGCAUUAAGAGUAUGUACAUAAUGUAGUUCUGUAUGUUGAGCUGUUAAUCUUCUCAGAAAGUCUUAAACAAGUUCAGGAAAUUAUUUAGCAAUUGAAAUUUUGAUGUAGGCACAAGUUGGGCCAUUUUAUCAAUGACUUUUAGGAUUGAUUUUGUACAUAGGAGUGAUUUCUUUUACCUAGGAGAUAUUUUGAACAUUGCAGUACUACUGUUGAAAAUCUCUCCUACUCCUAGGUGCAGUUUCACUCCUAGGAGUAUUAAUGAAUCCUCAAGGAUGUCAUUUCGUUAAGACUCUUAGGAGCAAUCUCAUUUUUAGGAGAGAUUGUUAACACUGUAGUACUUCUGUUGAAAAUCUCUCCUACUCCUAGGUGUAAUUUCACUCCUAGGAUCAGUGAUGAAUCCAGAAGGCUGCCAUUUCAUUAAGACUCCUAGGAGUGAUUUCAUUUGUAGGAGAGAUAUUCAACUGUGUAGUACUACCGUUAUUAAUCUCUCCUAACCUGCUCCUAAGAUUAUUGAUAAUUACUUCAGGUAUUGUUUCAGUGUCACAGAAAAUACAUGUACAUUUGAUGUAAACAUACCAAGGUAAAGUUUAGCAGAAUCUGAUGUAAUGGUAUGACUGAAUAAUGAUCUGUAUAUACUAUAUAGUGUUUUGAGGCUUUGUUUUACUUUUAGAAGUUAAAACUAUGUGUAAUUAUUCAAUGAAAAUGUAUUGAUUUUGGAACAUACAUAAUUUAUAGUGCCAAUACUUUGUUCUGCAUAUCUGGUCGAUGAAAUGAGUGGAAUUUAUCAAAAUAUGCAUUUUGUAAGAAAGCGAUAUUUUUAAAUGCGAUUAUUAUAUCAUAUAUUUGUAAGUGUAAUAACAUUAUAUAUGGAAGAGUAUAUCAUUUAUACAGGUGAUGUGAUCAAUUAGUCAUGUUAACUUGUUUAAUGUUGACUUUAGUUAUAACAUGGCAUGUGGCAAUAAUUAUGUUGACUUGUUCACUUAAUACCUAAAUACGUCAACAUAAUUUAUUAUAUUGUGUCUAGUUAAAGCUUGAAGGUCAACAUUUACCAAGUUAACUUGCAAGUUAUAACACAACAUAUCACAAUAAAUCUGUUGACUUGCUCAUUUAUUAAACAAAUAAGUUGACAUAAUUUUUGCGACAUGUCUUUUCAAUCUCGCAAGUCAACAUUAAGCAAGCUGACAUGACUAUAUGAUCAUAAAAGCUGUAUAUACUAUAUAUCCUUCCAUACAUUAUGCAAUUUGUUGUUGACUUAAAUGCAUUCUAUUUCUGUCUUCCAUGAUGGUAAUACAUAUUUCUUAUUAAAAGAAAGUAGAUUAUU